Ixodes scapularis (black-legged tick) is the source of this 8767-nucleotide messenger RNA. Its product is annotated as junctophilin-1. The coding region runs from base 260 to 2623 and encodes 787 amino acids. Lineage: Eukaryota; Metazoa; Arthropoda; Arachnida; Ixodida; Ixodidae. Gene Ontology annotation, cellular component: junctional membrane complex; plasma membrane; endoplasmic reticulum membrane. The record is from RefSeq and is a predicted model, not a curated record. The transcript is spliced from 7 exons.
GAAGCUUCGGCGUCCGCGGAGGGCGCCAGCGGCGGGCCCCCUGGCGGGAGCGGGGGAGCCCGGCCAGCAGCUCCGUCGGCGGAGCAUGCCAUCCAUGGGGCGCGCAGGGCGCGUUCGGCAGGGAGCUCGCGGAAGACUGCGAAGCCGUCCCGGUUAGCGUCUAAUGUGUCCUUCGAACGACCCCGAACCAGUGGGAGCACGACGACGACGGGAGAUGUCGUCGCUGGCGACGGCCGUGCCCUGCUAGAUAGCGAAGAGGAUGAGCGGCGGCCGCUUCGAUUUCGACGAUGGCGGCACAUACUGCGGCGGCUGGGAGGACGGCAAGGCGCACGGCCACGGCGUGUGUACGGGGCCCAAGGGCCAGGGCGAGUACUGCGGCUCGUGGCACUACGGCUUCGAGGUGUCCGGCGUCUACACGUGGCCCUCGGGUAGCGGCUACGAGGGCCAGUGGCAGAACGGCAAGCGCCACGGCCUGGGCGUCGAGACCAGGGGCCGCUGGCGCUACCGCGGCGAGUGGACGCAGGGCUUCAAGGGUCGCUACGGCGUGCGCCAGUCGCUCAGCUCGGGCGCCAAGUACGAGGGCACCUGGGCCAACGGCCUGCAGGACGGCUACGGCUCCGAGACGUACGCCGACGGAGGCACAUACCAGGGUCAGUGGUUGCGUGGCACACGGCACGGCUAUGGUGUUCGGUCGAGCGCCCCCUUUGGACUGGCGGCGCACAACCGCAACCCCGGCCCCGGAGGCAAGACCGAGGUGCGUACCUCGCAGACGUCGCUGGACAGUAGCAGCCACCCCGUGGACCCAGCCUCCGAAAGGGACCGCAAGAUCGACGACUGCCGCGGGGGUUUCGUGCUCAAGGCACGAAGUGACGAGCCCCCACAGCGCAGGCGCUCCCUCGUCGAGAAAUCAUCCAACUUCAAAAAGUCCAUUCUCCAGGGCCUCCGUAUCAAGAAGCAGCACAGCACAGGCGACAUCGAUAAGCGGGGCGUGAGCUCGGGCUCGUCGCUGCGUUCGUCGGGCUCCAACAUGAGCUCGGCCAGCUCUGAGUCUGCCCAGUCCGGGCUCACCGAAGCGCACACCGAUUCAAAUGCCUCCUUUGUGUCUCAGGAGGACACAACAGACCAAAAUGUGAUGGAGACUUACAUGGGAGAAUGGAAGAAUGACCGGCGCUCUGGCUACGGCAUCGCGGAGCGGUCAGAUGGGCUCAAGUAUGAGGGCGAGUGGUACAACAACAAGAAGUACGGCUACGGCGUCACCAGUUUCAAGGACGGUACACGUGAGGAGGGCAAGUACAAGAACAAUGUGCUCGUCACCUCGGGCAAGAAGAAGCACCUGUUCUUGCUGCGCUCCGCCAAGUUCCGUGAGAGGGUGGAGGCUGCAGUGGCAGCUGCCGUGCGGGCCUCGCAGAUCGCGCUCCAGAAGGCCGACAUCGCCAUUUCCAGGACAGCAACUGCGAGAGGCAAGGCUGAGCAGGCAGAUGUGGCAGCCUUGCACGCCAAAGAUGAUGCCGAGGUAGCACGGGGCGUUUCCAAGCAGUUUGCACCCGAGCUCUACACUCCAGUGGACCUGCUCAAGAAGCUAGCGGAAGUACCGGACCUCGCCAAGCUACGCGUGAGCACGGGAGGCGCGACGCCUCAGCGGAGGCGGUCCCUGUUCCAGCCGACGAGAACUCAAGAGCUCACGGCGCCGCAGCUCGACGCUGCCCAGCAGCAGCUACUCAACGCCCUCACCAAAGCCCAGCACAAUCCUCCUGGCUCGCGCCAGGGAACCCCGCCCGUGACACAAGCGAACGCCAAGCCACCCGGGCCAUUUCAUCCACCGCAGUUCGGCCAGUCGGCGCCGCAGCACCAGCAGCCUCAGCACCAGCAGCCGCAACACCAGCAGCCACAGCCCCAGCAACGCGCGCAGGCCGAGGAAGAGGCGAUGCCGCAGGUGCCCGGCGCCCCGGAGCCCCCACCGCGGACGCCGCACGGCUCACUCCAUGGGCGGCCCCAGCAGAGGGAGGGCUACUCGUUCCAGCAGGCCAUGAACGACCACUUCGAGCAGUACCGGCGCGAACGGCCCAGCUCCCGUCCUCCGUCCAGGCCGCCGUCGCGGACGCCUCCUCACAAGACUGAGCAGCAGCUGCCGCCGCUCACGUCUAUCUACGGCGGCGGGGCCGACUGCACGCCAGACUCCGGGGUGUCGGAGUCCAUGGACGGGGACUCGUCGCCCACACGGGUGCCGCAGGCGGGGCGUCGCUCCACGCUGCCCAACGUACUGCCCGACGAGGGCAGCGUUCAGCGGACGGCCAGCCUGUACGUGGCGGCGCCACGGCGUCGGGACCGGCUGGCCGCCCCGGCGCAGGACACCCUGACGCGCAAGAAGAGCCUGCCCAACAUCGCCGACGCCGCCGCCGCCACGCCCGCCUUCAUGUCCCGCGAGGAGGUGUCCGUGCUCAGCUCGCAGCGGAGGGACGAGCUCCGUAGGAUGCAGGAGCAGGCCAUCCGUUUGCGCACCAACCCGCUGCUCUACCUCUUCAAUUCCGACGUCAAGGAUUGGUUCUCGAGGCAGCAGUUGGUGAUGCUGGUGUUGUUCAUCAACAUCAGCCUGGCGAUUAUGUUCUUCAAGCUUCUCACGUAGCCGUCCCUCGAAGCCACCAGGGCACCGAACCAAGAGGCCCCCGGGCCAGCAGUGAUCAGCCACAGACGCGGUUCGUCCGCCACUUCAUCAGAGCAAAGCGUGUGCCAUACGGCGGCCAUUCCGGGCGACUGCCGUCUGGGCUGCGGACGUUCUCCUUGCCAGUCCCCUUGUCCGGGACAUCGUUGGACCACUCCGAUGCAUGGGCGUCGCCUUGUCCCUGAGGCGGGAAUCUGCUAGGGCUCUGUUGUACGGAGUGGUUGACGACGGCGACGAUUGUCCGUGUCGCUAGCUGGUUGAUGAUACACGCAGACACACAAUCACACACGCCGACACACACUCGCUCUCUGUCUAUCGCGGUUCAACCGCCUGUCCCCCACGCUCUCUUCCUUCGAAAAGUGGACCUCGCGUGUCAGUGGAUCGACGGAGGGGACUUGCCACGAGGAUGUCUUUAGGUGGUGCAUGUCUUGUAUUUGUUGUCCUAAAAUUUCAUGAGCUAGCCUUUUUGAGGUACAAGUUUGAAACGAAAAAGUGAUUUGCUUCGUGAUUUGUGAUUAGGAAGCUCAGCAACGCGUGAUAGCACCGUGACUAAUAUUAGUACCACCGGACUAACGAGAUGAUAGAGAUAUUGCAUCGCCUUAUUUCCGCAAGCUGAACUUCCUUCCUGAGCGUAGAAGAACUAGAUCUGUCUUACCCAGAAUUCCUGGUCACGUUCCUAUGCCCCCUUCAUGAACGAGUUUUGCCUUUUCGUUUCAAAUGUUGUAUUUCUAAAAGUUACUCACGAAAUUUUACUGUGAUAAAUGCGCCAUGUAAAGAGACCCUUCUCGGCUGGCUCGACUUCGCUCCGUCAAGGCGGUAAUAUUAUACGAUCUAUUUUGUGAAAAAAUAUCUCUUGUGGAUGCACGCGGUAGCUUGUUCUCACUUUUAGGCGCCUCUGCUUUCUGCUCAAUUUUUCGAGGACUUUCAACCAGUGCAUCCAGUAGGCAAAACUGGGACGCUCACGUCGUAUCAGAAGUUUGAAUUCUUUGGGGGUACGCUUGAACUAUUUGAGCUGAUUUCUUCUGAUCAUGAUUAUCUUGCGCUCAUCAUCAGGCAAUUAGAGUCGUUACCGAGCCAGCGCUUCAAUCGGGACUCAAAGGUUAAACAAAAUGUGGUGAAGUUUAUUAUAUGUUAUUUUUCCGUAUCUAUUCUUGGCAACGACCUAUCGGAGUUGCGCGGGAAGUAAAUGCUGCUGCGCCCACUCUAUGUUCACUUGCAAAAAAAAAAAAAAAAAUAGUAAAACGAAAAUAUAUACUUUGCCAGAAUAAAUAAACGUUUCUUUAUCCGAGCAUGUCCCUCGCACAACGCUUCCGGACCGGACUAUGCGAUGCGGAUGUUCUAUAGGAUUGAACUUUUUCCACGUAUUUUCACGCAGCUCUCUCUCUCUCUCUCUCUCUCUCCGUGCACCUUUUAUCGACCCUGAACGUCGACAGUGCAUCGGAUUUACUCACAGGACUUCCGGCGACCACGUGUCCCACACACGGUGGUUAGUGUAGAAAUGACGCAGGACAGUGCUCUAUCUUCUACAAACGAGCGAAACGAGGAACGUGCCCGUUUUGUUUUUGUGCGUCUGCGAUUCGACGCAGGCUGUUGACGUACUCAGCUUCCGCACGCGAACCUGUAUUCCAUCAUCAUUCGUCAAGGCUAACACCCUCCCUAUUUUCCUGCUGUGAAUCGUAUACACCCACUUUCCCUACAGGUGCGCUCUUCCGAAAGAGCCAGAGAAUGAGAAAAGCUUUUGCCGCGCGAAAAUUUUUGUUGUUGUUGUUGUUGACUAAUGUACUUCUAACGAUCAUGUCGUAAUGGGAGACAAGCGGGACACACACCCUACGUAAGAGUCCACGAGCACACGCGAGGUGGUGAUGUGACCCGAGUGAUAAGCAUUUUCAGCGCGACCGUGUUGACGCGACUGCGAGAGAAAGGUGAUUUUCACGGGGAUGUAUGGUUCUUCUAUAGUCGUUUCUCCUCCGUCGCUCGCUUAGCAUUUGUAUAGCUCACAGAACACACUGUCACGAACGCUGUAACAUUAUCGCAGCUGAUCACCCGACACACUGUGAGAUGAAAUUCCGUGAUAGCUCUAGCACGUUAUGGUAGGGAGCACAGGUGCUGGAAAAUGAGAAGAGUUCCAUCAACCAAAAAAUAAAGGAAGUCACUCGUUUAAUAUCCCUAUGAUAAUUCGCAGGAAUGUGCUCUUAACGAGGUACGUUAACCAGGUGCCCUCGGAUGCGUUUCUACGCUCGGUUUCACGGUAAGUGCGAUCGAAGCUGGAGCUACAAACGCGAGCAUAGUGAUUUGAAGAACGCUUGACGCCACGGACGUAUUUCUACACCUGCAGCACGCUGGGGCUGGCUCUUGUUGCUUCAACUUCGCUCGCACUUAAGACUGGUUCUGUCUUUUGCGAUGACUGCGUUCACCUGAACGGAAAUGACAUCAGCGACAGAGUGAUCUGGAUAAGCAUGGCAUUGGAUGUCGCGUGGCAAAGAACUCAAUAUUUGAAGGACGAACACCACGUGUUGAAUAGAAAGUGGGCACGCUUGUACGCAUUUUUGUGCUUUUAAACACGUGGCUUUCCUCAUUACAUUGGUCGCGCUGUGUUCGGCAAACAGUUGUUCCGGUGACUCUUCGUCACCGCAAGCGACGCAAGUGUCUGAACCGAGUUUGACGGCGAAGCGGAGUGUACAAGCAUCUUUGCUUCUCCGGUCACUUGUACAAUGUUGUGCUCUUUUGUUUGUUUAUGUCUACUGGAUGCGAGAGCAAACACUCGCGCUAAACUAAAUCUCCGCAAUUUUUGACGUUUUUGGUAUUCGGAAAGUUGCUGUGUAAAACGCUGAUUGAAAAGGACGUACAGCUUUGGGAAAGAAGUCCGCAGAGGCUCGCGUAUGGUAAUUGAUGACGAAUUUUCCUCGGGCAGACUCUACCCUAAAGCCUGCAGCUCACGAAAAAAACAACAACAUAUAUAUGUAUAAAUAAGCCCCAACUGGACAUAAAUAUACCGUUAGUCCUAAAUGGCCUCCCUCGCGCCUGCAUGACGCGGAGGACUACGUUGCUCGUCAGACAUGACGCCUUCGUGUGGCGACAUAUCCGCCGUGUCUGGCAGACGUCUCCAAGGAGGAGCCACUUUCUUACCUCGCGCUACGAAAAACUCUCAGUGUUCGGUUUCUUUCCUAGUUUUAUCUGUGGUCUCCGACAAGCCAACCGCUCGAGUUUGCUGGCGCUGCGGUGCUCCUAUUGCCAAGAGAACAUGGUUGUGUUGACGCGGGACGAGCGGGCGCGUUUUUGCUGUUAUUCCGUCGCGGUUGUUCGGCUGCGUAAUAUAACUUGUUGGGGAAAUCAAGCUGCUUGGAAACGCUGCAGUUCCCAGUAGCGAGGAUGUGCAAAGCGGCUCUCGUUAACAGCGUUUACGCAGCACCAAUAGUGCCUCGAGUUGUAGUAGCGACGCUGUAGCCUUUGCCUGAUUUCUGAGUCUACUCGAAUUUUGAUUCGGCGUUUUCCCGCUUUCCCACUCUCUCUCUUUCCUAUUUCUCUUGAAAGCACAUGGCUCAGUGAUGUAAGUCCCUCCAAGUCAAAACAGUUCUCAAAUUUCCGGUUUAUGCUGCUUCUACUUGACCAGUGCCGUUUCUGUUGCGUUUGUGCGCCUCCCCUUGCCCCUACGUCCACCUCUGUGUCCCCUGAGUCGGUGGGAUGCUUGGGUAUGUCGAGUGAUUUUUACCCCUGACGCGUGUGCGUGUCUGCUACACAGAUGACACCGUUUGUAUUUUUCACCAGUGUACGUGCAUAUUCAGUUGUGGCUUUCCCGUGCUCAGUUUGCGUGUGCGUCUGUGCGUGGCAAAUCAUUGUUUCGGGCAUCUGUCUGAAUCCGUGAUACGGAAUGUCUCCAGUGUGCCUCACCAGUCAUGAACGAACAGUUUCUUUUGAGCGGAAUUUGCACCUGCCUGGUUUGCUUCCCACUCUUUUGGUGUGCACUCUGUUGGCGUGCUGAGGCUCCGACCGCUGUUUCACCGGACAAAUACAAUGUCCACGUCCUUCUUGUUGGGCAUUGUGCACCGUCAUGAGAUGCUCUCUGCGAAAAACUCCUAGUCCCGUUUACAUUAAACCGUCCUAUUCACUCGGAGGAGCACGCAAGAUCUUACCUUAAUUUCUAGUCAACCAGCUAUUUUUUGUUUGUUGUUGUUCUUGCAUUCAUUACAGUUUUCAAGGAGGCAAAUAAACAUGUGUUGAGAUUUAUUAUAUUUACGGCUGCCGUUGAACGACGUGCCAGAAAUAAGUGAAGUUCCUAUUGAUCUGUCUUUUUUAUUAUUAUUAUUUUACGCGUACUUUACUGUUCAUUGGUUAUCACGAGAACACUUUUGAAAUGAAUAACAGAAAGUGACACGAUUCGCAACAACUGAAGCGCAUUCGCUAGCCAUCAGAAUUUUAGUCUGGACAUUACAGCCAAUCUUUUAUUUAAGAAACCUAAUACAGCUUGAGUUUCGUUUUCGCUAUAUUUCGUUUCAGCAAGACCCUGCAAACGCGACGCCAUUGCCGACGCUAUUGCCUCUCUCGGCCAAUAGCGUCGAAGCGAGGUGAGUGAUAGCACUUCGCUGGAGUGGUGUCUGUCACCGCUUUGUCAAAUGUCUCACUGGGAUAUCCUUCUUAGUUCGCUGGAGCCGUAGCUACUGCCGUUUUCGAAAUUGUGCUAAAGCGAGGUAUAGGAUAAGAUCGAAACGUGCAGAUGCGUAGCGUUCCGGUCUUUCCGGCUGUUAACAAUUUGACGACAAAAGCAAACUCUAGGCGCGUAUUUGAAUCACCGUAACAGAGAGUAUUCUGCUUUGUUCACGAGUUUAAGGUUGCCAACGGCUUCUAAUCAAAUGUCCAAAUACUUGCCGCGUUGCACCGGAAGUCACUUUAGGGCAAGGACUUAGAAUACUGGGGUCGCGCGCAGCUUUCUGGAGAUCCCUAUUCUAGCAUUUCAACCCGUCGUCACUUCAUGUAUCUCUGUUUAUAUUUUAGCCCUCCUUAACUGACGAAGAUUUUGCAACUACGAUCCAGCAUCCCUCUGGCGUUCAUUCACUGACCACGAUAGAGAACUCGGAUGUCGUAGUAGCGUGCCGAACUUAGCUCCAGUCAUUUAUGUCCGGAUGCCAUAUCCUCCGAGUUUAGAAUCGGCCUAAACUCCCGUCCGUCCAUUCACCAGUCAAAGGCACGUGUUUGGCCAUAGCAUUUAAGCAUUCGUGGGAGAACCGCCAGGAAACGCCCCAAAUCUCUCACGUCAGUCCCCGGGACGCUCAUCAGUCGGUCUUCAUGGGCGCACGCACGGUACGUUGAGGUCUGUACCACCGCGCCGGUCCUAUUGCGACAUCACGUUCACGUGAACGCGGGUACUGCCCGCUCGGAAAUGCCAAAUAGGCGAACACUGUUGGUUAUGUGACGAGUCGCAUUGAGGUGCCAGUCAUUUUGGGUCGUGUCAGCUACAAAAAGAAAGAAAAAAACUCCGCUUCACAGUUGUGUUCCAAUGUAGUGUUCUUCCGCUAUGGUUUUCUCUCGUUCUUUAUACUUACACCGGCGCCUGCACGCUUCUUGCGGUAGUGCCCCAUUGAAUGUCUCCUUUUCACAUUGCCCACUGUUCUUUACUUCUGUGCACGCUUUUUGUCUCUGAUGCACAACCUUUGCUACAGCGAGUACGACAUCUUUUUUCUCUCUGCUGACAGGAAACGAAAAGGGACCUGAAAGCGGAAACAAUGCAUCAUAUGUUACCUUUAAAGCUAACGUGGUAACCUCUAUGUCUGGGCUUUAUGGAAGUGACCCACAAUGAAAGUUGAAUGUUGACCCCGUCCCCUGCCGAUGAUGUCCUUGCGUAAAAUCAGAUUUUUUUUUUUUCUCUUUUUUUUUCGAGACAUGGGAAAGGCACAAGUUACCAAUAAGUACAUUGCUUCAGAUAGCGCCGUCGUGAGAUCCGUCUUAGGACGGUUAACGCGUGCCGGUUCGUCCGCGCUUUAGCCCUUUUGUCUUUUUCCUGCCAUUCUUCCUCGCUGAAGUUUUUUGUAAUGACUUACUCGAGCACUCCUGUUCCUUGUCUUGGAGAUAGAGCGAUGUGACGUCGACACACUCAAAUAAAUUCUUUUCUAGUGA